This is a messenger RNA of Exophiala bonariae, 2289 nucleotides long. RefSeq lists its product as uncharacterized. Gene Ontology annotation, molecular function: mRNA binding. Bases 1 to 2289 code for a protein of 762 amino acids. The transcript has 2 exons. The record is from RefSeq and is a predicted model, not a curated record. Lineage: Eukaryota; Fungi; Ascomycota; Eurotiomycetes; Chaetothyriales; Herpotrichiellaceae.
AUGAAUGAACUCUCGAACAUGAUGGAUUCAACAACAGAGCCCGCGCCUGUGACUCGAAUCUUCGUCUCUGGAUUGCCUCCCUCCAUGACAACCGAACAAUUGCGGUCACACUUCUCCUCCAAAUUCACCGUAACCGAUUCCCAUGUUGUGGCAGACCGCCGUAUCGGCUUCCUGGGCUUCAUGGACCAUGAGACUGCGAAGUCGGCGGUGAAAUACUUUAAUAGGUCUUUUGUCAAGAUGUCCAAGAUAUCGGUAACUCUGGCCAAACCCGUGGAACUGAAGCGGGAUGCUUCUGGGCAGGCUGCUCCUAUCUCUCUCCGUCGAUCAUGCCAAGCUCAGGAUAGCCAAGAAUAUCAUUUGAAGAAGCGCAAACGGGAAGCACGCGACGACGGCGAAAUGGCUCGACAGCACAAUUCUCAAGUUCAACAAGAGAAGGAAGGCCCCAGUGCAGAAAUAACUCGGUCAGAUGCUCCACCCGGAACGCCAGAUCCUGCGGACAAUCUUCAAGCGGAGUCUCCAAUCGUCCAGGCUUCCGACAGUGACUGGCUUCGCGGAAAGACAAGUCGACUGCUGGAUCUCAUCGAGGGGGAAGAUCCAAAUCCGGAUGUCUUCCCAAGGACCGUGGAGGCGGAAUUGGAUGAGCCAGCAGAUCCGUUCCAUACCGAUCCUCAGGAGGACUCCGCAAAGCCUGUAACCGAUGAAGAUGGAGAUCAACAGACAUCGAUAGCAAUAUCCAUUCCAAACGCUCGGUUAUUUGUCCGCAACCUUCCAUUCAAUGCUUCGGAGAGCUCCGUUCGGGAGGCAUUCUCUCCGUAUGGAAGGAUAUCUGAGGUUCACCUUGUAACGGACACACGGACGUCCACGGGCAAGGGUCUGGGCUACGUGCAAUUCAUUGAGCCCUCCGCUGCAGAGAGAGCUCUGAUCCAAUUAGACGGAAAAGCUUUCCAGGGGAGACUCAUGCACAUCCUUCCAGCAUCUGAUAAAAAGACACAGAAAUUGAAUGAGUUUGAGAUCUCGAAGUUGCCACUGAAGCAACAAAAAGCAUUGAAGCGGAAGUCGGAGACAACCAAUUCGACCUUCAGCUGGAACUCAUUGUAUAUGAACCCAGAUGCCGUGUUGGCAUCAGUUGCAAACAGACUCGGUGUUACCAAAUCAGAUUUGCUCGAUCCAUCAUCGUCAAACGCCGCUGUAAAACAAGCUCACGCGGAGACGAGUGUGAUCAAGGAGACAAAAACAUAUUUGGCAUCCCAAGGCAUGAAUCUCGAGGCGUUUACGGACCAGUCGCGAGAUGACUGUACGCUCCUACUGAAGAACUUUUCCUAUGGGACCACUUCUGAAGAGCUUUCACAAAUGCUGAGUCAGUAUGGCAAUGUCAGUCGAUUAGUAUUCCCUCCGACUGGCACGAUGGCAGUCGUCCAGUAUGAAGAACCCUCUUUCGCAACAUUGGCAAUGAAGCAACUGGCAUACCGCAACUUGAAAGGAUCAGUGUUGUACCUCGAGCGUGCACCGAAAGGCAUUUGGAUGCGUCAAAAAAGUCCUAUAUGGAUGGAGGACACGAAAGGUGACGAUGUGGACAUGUCUGGCACGCCUUCAGCCACUUUAUUCGUUCGCAACCUCAACUUUACCACUUCCACCACAAGACUUGCCGAGGCUUUCAAGCCUCUUUCUGGGUUUCUCUCAGCUAGGGUUAAGACGAGGACUGAUGCCAAACGUCCUGGAGAGGUGCUUAGUAUGGGAUUUGGCUUUGUUGAGUUCCGCACAAAAUCCCAAGCAGACGCGGCCAUCGCGGCCAUGAACGGUAGGAUGGUCGAGGGCCAUGAAAUCAUCGUUCAAGCAUCCCAAAAGUCGACAGAUGCGGCAGAGGAGAGACGGAAGGACGAUGCUUCCAAGAAAGCAAAUGCCAAGAAGACCAAGAUCAUCAUCAAAAAUCUUCCUUUUGAGGCCACUAAGAAAGACAUCCGUGCAUUGUUUGGUGCCUAUGGCAAGUUGCGCACUGUCCGUCUUCCUAGAAAGUUCGACAACACUGCCAGGGGUUUUGCGUUCGCAGAAUUCGUCACGGCCAAAGAAGCCGAAAAUGCCAUGGAUGCUCUCGAAAACACGCAUUUGCUUGGCCGUCGACUUGUUCUGGACUUUGCAGAGGGUGAAAACAUUGCUCCUGAAGAUGAAAUCCGCGCCAUGGAAAAGAAAGUCCAGAGUCAUCAAAACAUUCUGGCUCACCACAAGUUGACUGGUUCGGCCCGUAAGAAAUUCAACGCUGAUGCAGCACGAGACGAUGCUGAGCCACUCUGA